ACUGGAACAGAUGUGGCCAGGCAGUACACGGAUGUGGGCUGUAAUGAACGUAGCACUGCGUUGUCCUGAGAGGUGGAAAAAACUGAGCUAACGAAACGGGGAGGAGCGACGGCAUCACAGGCAUGACUGAAACCGGAGGAGAGGACUCACAGAGGGAUACUGUCCUCCUGUGCUGACACUUCAAGUGUGUAAGCCUCAUUUAACAGUGGACUGCCUAUGAUAUUUAGUUCAUGGCUUUUAGCAUUCCUGUAACUGCCGGGCGCUGAGGGGGACUUGUCUGACGGUUAACUAUAUGGCCAGCUAGCACAACGCAGCUAACGAGAGUUAGCUGCUGCCGGACCCGGCGAAUUGAAGAGACGAGGACGGGAAUGGCAAGAGUUCACUCGGGAAGCCUUUUCAGGAGAAACAACGACUAACCAUACUAAACCAGCGCAGAUUUCGUUAGUUCUCUGAAUCACUGGUUGUUGGUGCUAUUGUAAUCUCCAUCAUGGUGCAGAAGUACCAGUCACCUGUACGGGUGUACAAGCAUCCCUUUGAGCUUGUGAUGGCGGCCUAUGAGCGCCGGUUCCCCACCUGUCAACUAAUCCCCAUGUUUGUGGCGAGUGACGUGAUGGAUGAGGAGAUCAGUGAAGAUGGAUCCACCCACAGGAUUGAGCGCCGCUGUGCCCUGGAUGUGGAUGCCCCACGGCUGCUCAAAAGGGUAUGUUGAACAGCAGAUCUUCAGUUAAUGUGCCUCACAAGUGUAAUGAUGUUUGAGAAGAGGACUCUGCACAUUGAGUCACACAAUGAGACCUUCUCCAACAGGGUCAUCAUCCAUGAGAUCUGCUGCUAUUCGGUCCACCCGGAGAAUGAGGACUGGACUUGUUUUGAGCAGACUGCCAGUCUGGACAUCAAGUCUUUCUUCGGCUUUGAGAGCACAGUUGAAAAGAUUGCUAUGAAACAGUAUGCGAGCAGUAUCAAAAAGGGAAAAGAAAUCAUCGAGUUCUACUUGAAGGAGCUAGAAGAUGAAGGCAUCACCCACAUGCCCCGCUGGGCUCCCUCCCCUCUUUCUCUGCCUCCCCCCAGGCCAACCAGUCUCUGCACCAGACAAUCUGACCUCUUGAAACUUGUGGUCACACCUGCCGUUUCUGCUCCACUGCCCACCGACACCAAGGACAGCACCUCACAGGACACCAAGCAGGACAGCAGUGCACUUCAGGCCGACAGCCUAACUGAGAUCCUGGCUGGAACACCUGAUGACAAGCUGGAUGCAGAUUAUAUCAAACGUUACCUAGGUGACCUGACCCCCCUGCAGGAGAGCUGUCUGAUCAGACUCCGCAAGUGGCUGCAGGAGACACACAAGGGAAAGAUCCCUAAGGAUGAGCACAUCCUGCGUUUCUUGCGGGCGAGGGACUUCAACAUGGACAAGGCGCGGGAGAUUCUCUGCCAGUCGUUGACCUGGAGGAAGCAGCACCAGGUGGACUACCUGCUGGAGACCUGGAGCUCACCGCAGGUCCUCCAGGACUACUACACUGGGGGCUGGCACCACCAUGACAGAGAUGGUCGUCCUUUGUACAUCCUGAGGCUGGGCCAGAUGGACACUAAAGGACUGGUCCGUGCUCUCGGAGAGGAGUCUUUGCUCAGACAUGUGCUGUCUAUCAAUGAGGAGGGUUUGAGGCGCUGUGAGGAGAACACCAAGGUGUUUGGGCGACCCAUCAGCUGUUGGACAUGUCUGGUAGACCUGGAGGGGCUGAACAUGCGCCACCUGUGGCGGCCAGGAGUCAAGGCACUGCUGAGGAUCAUUGAGGUUGUGGAGGCCAACUACCCAGAGACUCUGGGAAGGCUGCUCAUCUUGAGAGCUCCCAGAGUCUUCCCUGUCCUCUGGACACUGGUGAGUCCAUUCAUCGAUGAAAACACCCGCAAGAAGUUCCUGAUCUAUGCAGGCAAUGACUACCAGGGUCCUGGAGGGCUGGUGGACUACAUCAACAAAGAGAUUAUCCCUGACUUCCUGGGAGGAGAGUGUAUGUGUGAGGUACCAGAAGGCGGCCUGGUUCCCAAGUCAAUGUAUCGCACAGCGGAGGAGCUCGAGAACGAGGAUGUCCGCCUGUGGACUGAGACAAUCUACCAGUGCGCCAGCAUCUUUAAGGGAGCUCCACAUGAGCUGCUGAUAGAAAUCAUAGAUGCCUCCUCAGUGAUCACCUGGGACUUUGAUGUGUGCAAAGGUGAUGUAGUUUUCAACAUCUACCACUCCAAGCGAGCCCCCCAGCUUCCUCGUAAAGACCCCCUCGGAGCCCACAGCAUCACUUCCCCGGGUGGCAACAAUGUCCAGCUUAUUGACAAGUCAUGGACGCUGGGGCAAGAUUACAGCAUGGUGGAGUCCCCACUCUCCUGCAAGGAGGGCGAGAGUGUACAGGGCUCCCAUAUAACGAGAUGGCCAGGUUUCUACAUUCUCCAGUGGAAGUUCCACAACAUGCCAGCCUGCUCGGCCACCAACCUGCCCCGAGUGGAUGACGUGUUGGCCACCCUGCAGGUCUCCUCGCACAAGUGUAAAGUCAUGUACUACACUGAGGUGUUGGGCUCUGAGGAUUUCAGGGGUUCAAUGACCAGUCUGGAGUCGAGCCACAGCGGCUUCUCUCGGCUCAGCGCUGUCACCACCUCCUCCAACCAAUCACAGUCCAGCUCAAUGAUCUCCAGGUAGAAACUGGAGGCUGAGGACUUCUGUCCCCACUGCCCCACUCCCCAAAUGCCCUUACCAUCAGCACUGAAGCCAACUCUCCUCUUGCCUCCCCUCCUCAUCUUUGGAAUCUGUUCCUAUUGCACAGCCAGUCUCCAUGGAACUGAAGCAUGCUUGCACAAACAGAAGACAAAGAAUAAAAAAAAAAAUUCUGAGGCAAAAAGAAAAUACAGAGACUCUGUAUACAAUUUAAAGGGCUGAUUUUUUUUGCACAAAGGUCAUAUUUUUCAUGCCUAGCACCUCUGCUGGAUGGCAGUUUGAAUCAGAACAUUAGCUGAAUGUUUGUGUUGCGUCUCCAGCAGGGUGAAGAGGUUAAAGUUCAGGAGUUGAGGUUUCUUGUGGCACUGGAAGCUGAAAGAAGCAAUAUUCUCAUCCUCUGAGCUAUGAGACCGGAGGACGAUACUGGAGGCGCUGUUACAUAUAUAUGCAUUUACAUGCACACCCACAUAAACAAUACUGAGACGACGUAUACCUCGUUCAUGUGCGUCGGCUAAAAAAAAGACUGGAUGUGCUGUUACAUACAAAAAAACACAUACAUACACACAUGGGCAUCUGAUGACAUGCAAAAAUGUAUGGUUUGCCAUAUUGUUACCAGAGGGGUUUGUUCAGAUCUGGUGAACUGUUUAUAGGUCAAGUGUGGGUGGAUGAGGUCAACUCCUAACCAGACCUGGGUUGAAUAUCACCUACAAAUAAUGUUAUAUUUUUUCAAACCACUGGGUGGAGCUCACUGUAUCAGGACAAUACAGAUGAUGUCAGCUAAGUUGCUAGUUGAUGGGAAGUGAGAAUCUUCCCUGCGACUGUGAACGUUCUGGCAUUCAUUCUUUUGUCUUUAUGAGGUAAACCCCACCUGUCUCUCUCACGAGGGCUUUAUUACACCUGCAGAAGCAUUUGACUCUUUGACUUGGGUCUGACUCUCGCGAAGUAAUGCGCUAGAAGCAAUAAUGAGUUUGACUUCCUACUGUGUGAAAUAUUUCUAUUUAUCAUUAAGAUGUUUGUGGAGGAUCAUGUGUGCUAUUUGGAGAUGACCUUUUUAUUUUGUACAGGCAGACAGACGGGCAAACUGAGCCACUAAACAACUAAAUUCCGUGCCAUCAACAUUAUCACUUGUCAUGUCCAGAGAGAAACACAAAUAACUUGCCAGAUUUUCUCCUGGAUGUGUUUUCUUAUCUUCAUACAUUCAAAGCUACAAUAACUAUUGCUCUGAAUAGCCGUGGUUAGUUUGCUUUCUGUCAGGCAUCUGCACGAUUAAGGAACUUGAGUCAAAGUCAAGUCAUCAAGAAGAUGCCUUGUCGCUGAUUUGUGGAUGUGCUACUGAUUGGCUAGCGCUCGCUGGCCAAUGAAAUGCCUGAAUUUGGAGGGUUGUGGUACAAUUGGGCAGAACUGGCAGAACCAUCUCAUCAUCAUCUUCUGUUUUGGUAUAAAAUUCAGUGUGCUUUAGGGAUGAAUGUUACUUUGUGAUUAUCAUUUGACGGUGCGCCAGUAGAUGGCAUAUUGAUAGUGUACAUGUGCUGUGUGGAGUUUGUUACUGUUUUUCACAGAUGAAUCCUUGUUGGGGAGAAGCAGUGUGGUAUGUUACUGUGUGUAGUGACUGGGUUUACAUAUCUAUUAUUUAAUACUAAGAUAAAGCCAUUAAGAGCCAUGUGUCAAUACUAUUUUAACUAUUUUAGUCUUCACAUAGAGAUGUACCUGCUUUUUUCAAGGUCAUCACUGUAAUAGAUGAGCAAGUGUGAAUAAGACGAACAUUUCUAAAUGCAUGUAUAACCGUUUUUAAAUACAGGUUAUUUGGUUAAUAAGCACUGACUUCACAUCCACCCGACUCCAAGUAGACGACAGUAACGAUCAGUGCCAAAAGUCAUCCGGUGCUGUUGCCGUGGUUACCAAGUGCAGCUGACAGCAAAAAAAAAAAAAAAAAAAGGCAGUGAGUCAGAGGUUCUCUCCUGAAAUUACUGGCCCUGCCUGUUGUUUUUUGGUACAUGAACCUGCUUGUCUUUCAAGGGUUAACUAUAUGUCAUUAACUGCAAUAACAUGAAAUUCUUUACUGAGAAAAAAAGACUUCAGAUUGAGAACUAUUAAGUGUGUAUGAUGGUGUAAAAGAAUGAACGUUAGUAGUAGUGGAAUAAAAGAGCUGCCUGUAAAAUGUGGGUAAACACUC
Monopterus albus (swamp eel) is the source of this 4865-nucleotide messenger RNA. RefSeq names its product SEC14-like protein 1. Lineage: Eukaryota; Metazoa; Chordata; Actinopteri; Synbranchiformes; Synbranchidae. The transcript has 16 exons. Gene Ontology annotation, biological process: negative regulation of RIG-I signaling pathway. Gene Ontology annotation, molecular function: RIG-I binding. Gene Ontology annotation, cellular component: cytosol; cytoplasm. The record is from RefSeq and is a predicted model, not a curated record.